This is a messenger RNA of Thalassophryne amazonica, 387 nucleotides long. RefSeq names its product cytochrome c oxidase subunit 6C-1. The transcript has 4 exons. Lineage: Eukaryota; Metazoa; Chordata; Actinopteri; Batrachoidiformes; Batrachoididae. Bases 47 to 277 code for a protein of 76 amino acids. The record is from RefSeq and is a predicted model, not a curated record.
GAAGAAGAAGAAGAAGAAGAAGAAGAGUGUCUGUGAAGGUCCAAACAUGUCUCUACCAAAGCCGAUGAUGAGGGGGCUGCUGGCCCAGUACAUGAGGAUCCGACUGCCAUUGUCUUUUGUUUUUGCUGGUGGACUUGCGCUUGCAUACAAGCUCUUUGUGGCAGACCCCAGGGAACGGGCCUAUGACAACUUCAACAAGAGCUACGAUCCGGACAAAGCAUUCGAAGCCAUGAGGGAAGCUGGAGUCUUUCAAAGUGUACGGCCUGUUGGGAAAUAAAACCUCUGUUUACCACCAUCCUUUAUUCUUGAAGAUGAAACUGGUUCUCCUGGGUGACAUUUACUGAUGGGAUGUGAACAUUGUUCCUCUAAAAUAAAAUAUUUCAAUGA